GGUCAGUAAGGUUAGAAAAGUAAUAAUAAUAAUAAUUGAACAAAAGAAGUGUAAAAAUAAAUAUCAAUGAAUUCUCUUAAUAAAAUGAUUUAUACGCUCACCAUACUACUAAUUUUCACUUCAAUGCCAAGAGUUUACAUUCAUUGUAAAAAAUAUUUAUUUUAUGAUGUAUUCUAUGGAGAAGGUUUCAAUUUGAGACGUGAUGUUUAUAUACGCGUUGCGAACACUCUACGUCUGCUAAGACAUCCAAAUCAAAUACCUGAAUAUGCCUUAAAUAAUAUGAAUAUAAAAAAUUUAACUGGAGAUGAUUGGAUACUUGUUCUACCCCCAUGGGGUCCAUUACCUCAUUGGUUCAAUGAUAGACUAUAUGAUAAAUAUCCUAAUUAUAAUGCCUUCAAUUGGUCUGCAGUUCCAUGGUCAAGAUUUUUUGAUUUAAAAAGUCUUUCAAUGUUUAUACCAGUUAUGGAUUUAAUUGAAUUUCAACAGAAUAUUAUAAAUUCAACCACGUUGAACAAAUUAUCUAAUCCUUCAUCGUUGGAAAUUGAUUUAGCUCUUCAAUUAGUAAGGGAAACAUAUGAUACAAUAAAACAUCAUUCAAAUAAUGAACGUAAAGUUGACUAUUGUCCAAAUGAAAUACGUGAAUUGUAUUCAUCAGAUAAUUCAUUAUUAAAUCAACCAAUGGAAUUAUUCGAAGGGAGUAAUUUCUCUCCUACUGCUGUUACUGGCUUACUACCGAUGACUGCGACUGCAUACGACUGUAUAACUGGUGAAUUAGAACCUGUGCAUUUAGCACCAUUUUUAUUACAAUUAAUUGAAAAUUCUAAGAAACCUAUCACUACGUUAUAUUUAGGCUCUGCUCAGUCUAUUAUUCAUGGACAUUGGAGUGAAUGGAGUCAAGAAUAUUGGACAGCGCGUCGAAGUAUGAUCUUUGCACGUCACUUACGUGAUAUUGGUGACAAUUAUCGUGCGGCUUAUUUACAAUCGUAUGAUACUAUGGAUCGUACAGUUUCACCAUUAAUGAUUGAACAACUCGGUUCAGGAUCUGAAUGGUUACACUCAGCAUGGCCAUUAUCUCCAGCACUUGGUGGACCGUAUAUUGCUGUCCAUUGGCGACGUGGUGAUUUUAUCUCUAAUCCUGGUGGUGGUGGUGGUGAUGCGGAUUCCGAUAAAACAAUGACUACUACUGCUGCUACAAUGACAGCAACUAAAUCUCUGGAUAAUUUUGAAACAGCUCAACAAAUUCUUAAUGCUUUAAGAAUAUUUAAUCAAUAUGAAGAGCAUCAUAUAUAUAAUAUAUUUUUAUCUACAGAUUCUACUAAGGAAGAACUUGAUAAUUUAAAGCGUCUACUUUAUCCAUAUCAAGUGUAUACUUAUGAACCAAAUGAAUUAGAAUGGAUGUUAUAUGGACCUGGUGGUGUAGCAAUUAUUGAUCAAUGGAUAUGUGCACAUGCAAGAUAUUUCAUUGGUACAAGUUUAUCAACGUUUACAUUUCGUAUUGUUGAAGAAAGAACAAUCAUGGGGUUUUCAGCUAAUACCACAUUGAAUAGUCUAUGUUCAAAUGGCAUUUUACAAUUGUAUAGAUCGAAUCAAGCAAUGAAUGAACAGUUGUCAUCUACUUCCUCCUCCACCGCCGCCUCCUCCUCCACCUCUUCGUCUUCUAAUUGUGAAGGGUUAACUGAAUGGCCAGUUAUCUAUGAGAAACAAUAUACUGUGUCAUCGACGCAAUCUACAGCAUCAAUUGGGGAUGAAAUGCAUUUAGAUAAUAAGAGGAGGAUUAAAGAAGAAUUGUGAUAUUGAUUAUGGGAGAGUGUGACGAGGUUACAUCUAUAUCGAUCUAUCUGUCUGUCUAUCGCUCUCGCCCCCUGUCUGCCUCUCUCUCUCUCUCUCUUUAUCCCUACACCCUUUCCAAUUAAAAAAGCCCAUUCUAUCCUUUUGUUGUUCACUUCACCUUCAAUCAGGAGGGUGCCAUCUCAUAGACAUCUAUCUGCCUUUUAGAUUAUUUUCAUGCUUUUGUUUUGUUUGUUGGGUUUUUUU
This is a messenger RNA of Trichobilharzia szidati, 2034 nucleotides long. The record is from the annotation of a GenBank genome assembly. Lineage: Eukaryota; Metazoa; Platyhelminthes; Trematoda; Strigeidida; Schistosomatidae.